Macaca mulatta (Rhesus monkey) is the source of this 2496-nucleotide messenger RNA. The record is from RefSeq and is a predicted model, not a curated record. Lineage: Eukaryota; Metazoa; Chordata; Mammalia; Primates; Cercopithecidae.
CUCCCAUCUUGGCCUCCCAAAGUGCUGGGAUUACAGGUGUGAGCUACCUUGCCCGGCUGUAAAAUGUGGUGAGCAGGGCAAUGUGAGGCAGAAAUCCUGUCCUUUCUAGACUUUGACAUGAGAAGUGGCAAAAUGUCACGACUUGUCCCAUGCAAUGCCACAUCUGGAAAGUCCAGCUGAGGAAAAGAGGAGAAGGCCGUCUGGGGCUGUGAGCCUGGAGCCAGCGGCUGCAGGGACACAGUCUGCUCCCGAGGGGCUGGAGGGCCCUGCUAGGCCAAGGAGGGCCUUAGAGAUGGGGCAUUUGGAGCUAAACAAACAGCUGUGAUGAGGAAGCAGGAAGGUGCCCAGCGACAGUGAGGACCCUACCCCCCGCCUGGGCUUAAGGCAUCCCUGCGAGCUGCAGAGCAGAGAUGAGCCCGGCUGAGCUGCGUCUGUCAUUAUCCGCUUCUCAUCCAAGUCCUGAGGCCCACCUGACCCAUUAGGGUCCCCAAAGACACAAGACGCCUAAAGCAGGUCACCUGCGUGGACCUGCAGCUCAGGACCUGCAGCGAUGCCGCCUACAACCAUACCACCUUCCCCACCCUGCUACAGCACCGGUCGUGGGAGGUGGUGGAGGCCAGCUCCGAGUACAUCCUGCUGAGUGUUCUACACCAGCUCCUGGAGGGCCAGUGCAACCCAGACCUGCGGCUGCUGGGCUGUGCUGUGCUGGCCCCCCGGUGUGAGGGCGGCCGGGUGCGCAGACCCUGCCGGCACAUCUGCGAGGGCCUGCGGGAGGCCUGCCAGCCCGCCUUCGACGCCAUCGACAUGGCCUGGCCCUACUUUCUCGACUGCCACCUCUACUUCACGAGUGAGGAUGAGGGCUGCUACGACCCACUGGAGAAGCUUCGGGGAGGCCUGGAGGCUGACGAGGCGCUGCCCUCGGGGCUGCCGCCCACCUUCAUCCGCUUCAGCCACCACUCCUACGCCCAGAUGGUACGUGUGCUGAGGCGGACAGCCUUCCGCUGCGCCCACGUGGCCAGGACCUACAGCAUCGGGCGCAGCUUCGACGGCAGGGAGCUGCUGGUCAUCGAGUUCUCCAGCCGCCCUGGCCAGCACGAGCUGAUGGAGCCCGAGGUGAAGCUCAUUGGCAACAUUCACGGCAACGAGGUGGCAGGCCGGGAGAUGCUCAUCUACCUAGCCCAGUACCUGUGCUCUGAGUACCUGCUGGGCAACCCCCGCAUCCAGCGCCUGCUCAACACCACCCGCAUCCACCUGCUGCCCUCCAUGAACCCCGACGGCUACGAGGUGGCAGCCGCCGAGGGUGCCGGCUACAAUGGGUGGACGAGCGGGAGGCAGAACGCGCAGAACCUGGAUCUGAACCGAAAUUUCCCGGACCUGACCUCGGAGUACUACCGGCUGGCGGAGACCCGCGGCGCGCGCAGCGACCACAUCCCCAUCCCCCAGCACUACUGGUGGGGUAAGGUGGCCCCGGAGACGAAGGCAAUCAUGAAGUGGAUGCAGACCAUACCCUUCGUGCUCUCCGCCAGCCUUCAUGGGGGCGACCUGGUGGUGUCCUACCCCUUCGACUUCUCCAAGCACCCCCAGGAGGAUAAGAUGUUUUCUCCCACGCCCGAUGAGAAGAUGUUCAAGCUGCUGUCCAGAGCCUAUGCUGACGUCCACCCCAUGAUGAUGGACAGGUCGGAGAACAGGUGUGGAGGCAACUUCCUGAAGAGGGGGAGCAUCAUCAAUGGGGCGGACUGGUACAGCUUCACAGGAGGCAUGUCCGACUUCAACUAUCUGCACACCAACUGCUUUGAGAUCACAGUGGAGCUGGGCUGUGUGAAGUUCCCCCCCGAGGAGGCCCUGUACACGCUCUGGCAGCACAACAAGGAGUCACUCCUGAAUUUCGUGGAGACGGUGCACCGGGGCAUCAAAGGUGUGGUGAUGGACAAAUUCGGCAAGCCCGUCAAAAACGCCCGGAUCUUAGUCAAAGGCAUUCGCCACGACAUCACCACAGCCCCUGAUGGCGACUACUGGAGAUUGCUGCCCCCAGGUACCCACAUUGUCAUUGCCCAAGCCCCUGGCUACACCAAGGUCAUCAAGAAAGUCAUCCUCCCCGCCCGGAUGAAGAGGGCUGGCCGUGUCGACUUCAUUCUGCAGCCUCUGGGGGUGGGACCCAGGAACUUUCUUCACGGGCUGCGGAGGACUGGGCCCCACGACCCGCUGGGAGGUGCCAGCUCUUUGGGGGAGGCCACGGAGCCCGACCCACUCCGGGCACGCAGGCAGCCCUCGGCCGACGGGAGCAAGCCCUGGUGGUGGUCCUACUUCACGUCGCUGAGCACGCACAGGCCACGCUGGCUGCUCAAGUACUAGCCGCAGCCCCAGCACCCGCCCGGAUGUGGAGACCCAGGCCCAUCUCCGCGUCCCGGGCCCCUGGCUCUUGAUUUUGUCUGCCACGGACAUCCCACAAAGCCGCUGCCGUUUUAUUAAAGUGUUUAUAUCCACUUUCCACUGGAA